Molecule: messenger RNA, 1011 nt
Organism: Microstroma glucosiphilum
Lineage: Eukaryota; Fungi; Basidiomycota; Exobasidiomycetes; Microstromatales; Microstromataceae
Exons: 1
Coding region: 1-1011 (336 amino acids)
Source: RefSeq, a predicted model, not a curated record
AUGGCUGGAGCUGCUCUUGGCCGUCGCGGCGGAAUACCAGUCAGAGGAGGUUCACAUGUCCGCGGAGGAGGUCCCCCUGGUAUGCCCGCGAAUGGUUACAUGGCCAGUAGCCGUGGCAGAGGUGGCUCGAUGGCUUGGGGUGGUCGAGGCCGAGGAGGAGGCGGUGUAGGAGGUUUCGGUGGCGCUCCUUCGGGUGUGGACGAUCCUCCACCCAGAAGUCUAGCGAGAAAGGUCGAUGCCGGCGGGAACGCUGUGAUGCCUGAUCUGAUCGCGGUCCCCUCUGCUAGUGAAGGAGGAGUGGACCCUUCAAGAUCCCAGACAGUGGGAGAAGAGCCAGAGGAAGGAGAGCGAGAAGAAGGGGAGAUGGACGAGACUGCGCCUGAGGAGCAGGGCGAGCUUGGCCAACCUGAAGCGCCAGAUGAGACUGCCUACCCACAAGCUGCUCCUACUGGGUCCAUACACCCGACGCAACGACCUCUGCACUUGGGCUCGCUUCCUGGCAGACAGUCUUACAGCCAGCAAGCGCCCUCUGAAUCUGGAGGGGCGAGCGACUCGGCAACUCCGUUGACGCCUGCUAUGCCCGCAACUACGACACCUUCGAUCAGUUCUGCAGUGGGUCAGAAUCCAUACUCAUCUGCCGCAUGGCAAAAUCCCGCGACUUCGACGCCGAAUCCGACACAAACGCCUGCUCGCUCAGCAGCCCCCAAGACCGUCCCUACCUAUACUGCUGCUCACUUCAGCAAGAGUGUCCAACCCGAGUGGGAUGCUGAGCUGUGGACUCUAUCAGCACAUCGGCUGGCCGCGAUUUCCCAACAUCCGAUAUCUACGAACUUCCACGUGUCUCUACAAGAUCCUCCUACGACACCGGGCUUGAGUGGGGUACCUUCGAGCAUCGUGAGCGGUCUCAGAACAGCGCUGGCUGACCUGAAGGAAGCCACGACUGAGCUGGAGAUGAGCUCAAUUCGCAGUCGCGAAUGCGAGAGGAGUAGAGCCGAAGCUGCUCAGAUGUAA